UUGACAUGAUUUGCCAUUUCCUUCAACUCAAUUUGCAGAUGAGCAAUUGAGGCAAACAGGAUUGGUUAGGUGAAAUGCUUAGGAUCACACAGCUAGUAAGUAUCUGAGGCCAGAUUUUCACUUAGAAAAAUGAAUCUUCCUGAUUCCUAACUCAGUGCUCUAUCCACUGCACCACUUAGUUGCCCUAAGACCCUCUUGAAUAGAUAAAAACAGAGAUCCUUAUUGAGAUUCUCUCCUUUCAAAGUAGCACCAUCUGAUUUCUGCUUUAAACUGCAGGAAAGGCAGGUCACACUGAGGCACAGUCACUGAAGCACAAGAAGGUUAAGUGGCCUUGUCCAGGUCACAUGUUAGAUCUCUUUGAGAGCUUGGACUGGGUGCCCCUAUUUCCUUUUGAGUAAAUUAUCAUAGCUGGAAAGGACCUUAGAGGUAAUUUAAUACAAACUUCUCAAUAUGCAGAUAAGAAUAUAUGGACCCCAGAAGGGCCCACAGCAAACUAGUGGGCAGGAGUUGAGAUCUAGAUUUCUCUAUGCCCAUUUUAGUACUCUUUCUCUUGUAUAUUACCAUCUCAUCCUUUUCUCUCCUGAGUUCCUCAUAUCCUAGGGGUUACUGUUUUGAAGGUCCCUCAGAUUAUAUUAAGACGUAGAGGCAAUUUAUCAAAUAUUCUGUCUUGGUCACUGUUCCUCUGUUCCACUGUUCCAAAAUGACUGGAGUGGAACCAGAGGUCAGGAAUAUAAAAUGUUAUAAUGCUAUGAAAAUACACUGAUGACCUUCUCUCCUUCCUCUUGGGCUGUCAACAGUUCUGAUCAGCCCAGAGCAAAAAAUAAAGAUGGUCUAUCUAGGGAAGGGUAAUAGUGAGAAUAUCAAGGGAAAAGGUAAAUAGUGGGAGAGCCGGCCAGAACCUAAGAGCCAGGAACCUGUGAGGCUGGGGGCGGAGGUGGGAGGGGGAUGGGGAGAGAAAAGGUGGAAGAAGGAAGAGUGAUUAGCCAGAGCAGAGCCACUAUUGUGGAAAGAAAGAGGGGUGGGGGCGCCGGAGGCGCGCUGCUAGGAGAUAAAUAUAAAAGCUCACUCUCCAGGGUUCUCAUCCUUAGCUCUGGUCCACAAACAAGGGCAGGGUUUGGAGCGCAGAAACUACAGGGGUUGGGAGGAAAAGGCAGAGAAGGCGUACUAAUUAGGUAGCUGUGCCCUCCCCCAUCCCUGACAGACAAACACACCACACACACAUCACAUACACACACAUACACAACACACACACACAUACACACACACGAUGUGUAAUUAACCUGGGGAUUUUACAGACACAGGAUGUGCCCUAGACAAGUAGGGAAAGGCCAAAAAAAAAAAAAAAAAAAAAAGGUAGGAGAUUAGAUAUUGGAGAGAAUAAUUAUAAGGAUGUCUGUCAUCUGUAGGGAAGGAGGGAGGGAGAGAGGAAAGGAUGAAGGAAACACGAGGAGGGAGGGAGAGACAGAGACAGAGAGACGCACACACUGAGAGAGACAGAGAGAGCUGUGAUGCGAUACGUUAUGUUUCCGCCAACUGUACCGUAGAAGAGUAGAAGGACUGGGGGCCCCAAGCGUGCGUCGGGGGUUGAGGGGUUGGGGGCGUUCUCAGUGGCGCCUGGUGGGAGGGUCGAGUUUGAGAUAGGACCAGCCGCCGCUAGGCUAGGAACACCAGCCGGAGGGCGCUAUCUUCAGCAUCUCUCAAGGUGAAAGCUCUUUGAAGCUUGAAAGCUUGGGGACCCCUCGGGUUCCCCGAGACUCCCUUUAAAAAGUGGGGAAGUGCUACGUUAUUAUCUCCCGGAUCCCCCAAUACCCAGAAGCCACCGAUUGCUGUCAGAUCUGAUUUUCCAGGCACGAUCCAAGCUAAAUCCCCAAAGAUACACAAACCUUGCAGUCCGGAAUGCUGUAUUUUUCCUGUCAGUCAGUGCUUCGGACACAGCUGGCUAAGCAGAACCGAGAAAGCUGCAGGAUCUAAUCUGGCAACUGUGUUCUGGAAGAAGAGAAGGGAAGAGAGAGCGAGCAGAAAACACAGACCUACCGCCGGAGAUCAAGGAAAAGCAGAGCAGAUAUAAGCAAACCUUGAUUAAAAGCUGCCUGACAGCCCACGGCAGCGGCAAGCAGCAGGCAAGGAAGCUCUUCAAGUCCAAAGGGAGUCGCAGUGGCGGCUCCCGCCACGGCCAGGCUCUCAGAUGUCCCUGAUCCUUUAAUCAAUCACAGCCGAGGAGGGGAAGAGCAAACGCCCAUCUGAGGCGAGGAGAUAACCAGCCCGAGCCAUGCAGUCUUUUCGAGAAAGGUGUGGUUUCCAUGGCAAGCAGCAGAACUACCAGCAGACUUCACAAGAUUCAUCACGCCUGGAGAAUUACAGGCAUCAGAGCCAGGCAGGGCUGAGCUGCGAGCGGCAGCGGCUGCUGGCCAAGGAGUACUACAGUCAGCAGCCCUACCCCGCUUACGACAGCAGCGCCUCGGCGGCCGCCGACAAGUACCACCGGGGCAGCAAGCCCCUCCCCGGCCAGCAGCCGCUGCAGGGGAGGCCCACCUUCUCCAGCUACAGCGUCCAGGAGAACAGCCCCUACCCAGCCCGCUACUCGGGAGAGGAGAGCCUGCAGACGUGGGGAGCUCAGCAGCAGGCCCUCGCAGGGGGGGUAGCCAAGUAUGAAGAGAACUUGAUGAAAAAGACAGCGGUUCCCUCCAGUAGCCGUCAGUACCAGGAGCAGAGCUCUCAGCUGCCCUUCCGGACUCACUCCCUGCACCUCCAGCAGCAGCAGCAGCAGCAGCAGCAGCAACAACAGCAGCAGCAACAACAGCAGCAGCAGCAGCAGCAGCAACAGCAGCUGCAACAGCAGCAACAGCUGCAACAGCUGCAGCAACAGCAGCAGCAGCAGCAGAACCCCUUGACGUACCCCAAGCUCCAAAGGCAGAAGAUCCAAAAUGAUAUCGCCCCCAUGCCCUUUCCCCAGGGCUCUCAUUUCCCCCAGCAUUCCCAGUCCUUCCCCACUUCCUCCACCUAUUCUUCGGCCGUGCAGGGCGGGAGUCAGGGAGCUCACUCCUUCAAGAGCUGCACCGCCCCCUCCACCCAGCCCCAUGAGAGGUCCCUGGCUAGCAGCGCCAGCCUGACCCCGGGGCCCCGGGUGCAGAGCCUGCACAGCUACCAGGCGGGCAGGAUCAGCUACGACCAGCAGCAGCAGCAGCAGCAGCAGCAACAGCAGCAGCAGCAGCAGCAGCAGCAGGCGGCGGCUCUCCAGGGCAGACACCAUGCCCAAGAAACACUGCACUACCAGAACAUCGCCAAGUACCAACACUACAAUCAGCAGGGCCAGAGCUACUGCCAGCCGGACACCCCGGUGAGGACGCCCGAGCAGUACUACCAGACCUUCAGCCCCAGCUCCAGCCACUCGCCGGCACGCUCCAUGGGCCGCUCCCCCUCCUACAGCUCCACGCCGUCCCCGCUGAUGCCCAACCUGGAGAACUUCCAGUACAGCCAGCAGACCCUCAGCACGGGGGCCUUCCCCGCCAGCAUCACGGACCACAGCCACUUCAUGCCCCUCCUGAACCCUUCCCCGACUGACGGGGCGAGCUCCGUGGACGCACAAGCGGUGAAUUGCAAGAACUUGCAGAAGGAGAAGAUCCCCGAGAACCUGCUGUCGGACCUCAGCUUGCAGAGCCUGACUGCUCUGACCUCGCAAGUGGAGAACAUUUCCAACACUGUGCAGCAACUUCUGAUGUCCAAGUCGACCGUUCCCCAGAAGAAGGGCAUGAAGAACCUCGUUCCCAGGACCCCAGAGCAGCUCAAAGGUCAGCACUGCAGCCCGGAGAGUGGCAGCUACUCUGCGGAACCCGUGGGCACCCCUCUGUCGGAGCCUCUCAGCAGCACCCCGCAGUCCAUCCACGCGGAAGCCCAGGAGGCAGAUUACCUGAGCGGCUCAGAAGAUCACCUGGAAAGGACCUUCCUGUAUUGUAACCAGACUCGGAACAGCCCUGCCAGGGUCAACAGCAACUCCAAGGCCAAGCCCGAGUCGGUCUCCACCUGCUCGGUCACCUCUCCCGAUGACAUGUCCACCAAGUCCGACGACUCCUUCCAGAGCCUCCACAGCAGCCUGCCCCUGGACACCUUCACCAAGUUUGUGGCCAGCGAUCGGGAAUGCCCCCGCCUGCUGCUCAGCGCGCUGUCCCAGGAAGAGCUGGCUUCGGAGAUCAUCGUGCUGCAGGAGGCCAUCAGUGAAAAGGCCGAUAAAGCUUGGAGCGAGUCUCCCGUCCUGACUAAGGACCCCAGCAAGUCCUCCUUCUCUCUGGAGAACCACAACACCUGCCUCGACCCUGUGGGCAAGAACACCUGGUCCCACCCAGCUGAGGCGGAAACCCUACCCGAUCCUCUCCACAUCAACAAAGGCAGCAACACCAAGGACUUCAGCGAGGAGCUAUUCGAGGACCCCCCAGUGGGGUUCACCAUGCCUGAAGCCAAGAAAUUACCCUGUUCUCUUCCAUAUGGUCCCAAACCGAACCUCCCAGAUGCUCCGUCUAACCCUGGGACGACUGCUUUUGGCUGCUUUCCGGAUACGACCACUGACUCAGUGGGUUCUGGUGAUAAUGCAAACCCCUUUGCUUGGCCAGAGGAGAACUUGGGGGACGCCUGUCCCAGGUGGGGUCUGCACCCCACAGAACUCUCGAAGGGCCUGGGUCGAGGGAAGCCUCCAGAGGGGUCGAGUAAAGAGAAAACAAAUGACACCGUCUGUAUGGGCUUCCCAGAGGUGGAACCAGCAGGUGAGAAGGAGGAGGCGAGAGAUUUCAAGCACGAGGAGGUCAGAGACGUGAAGGAGGAAGACAUCCUAGGGUGCCAGGAGGCCAGCAAAGCUGACAGGUGGCUGGAGGACAGUAGGCACUGCUGCCCGGCGGGUGACUUCAGUGAUAUCUCCUUGCUGCCCUCCUCAGAGAGAAAAGACUUGGAGGCAGAAGAGUACUCCUCCCUUUGUGAGCUCCUGGCCAGCCCUGAGCAGAGGCCUGGGCUGCAGGACUCAUCUCCCCCCAAGACCCCAUUGAUCUGCACUAAGGAGGAGCCCGAGGGGUCUCUCAGUCCAAAGGCUAACUGGGUUUCUCCCUGCCGCCUCUCCGGAGAGUCUGUCAUCCUGCUGGGUCCAGCCGUGGGCACAGAGUCCAAGGUCAAGAGUUGGUUUGAGUCAUCCCUGUCUCACAUGAAGCCGGAGGAAGGGGCAACAGAGAACGAGAGCGCGCCUCCAGAGAAUCUUGCGCCCAGCGCCCCUCUGCUGGGCAAGCUGAACAAGCCGGCCUUGCCUGAAAACACCCUGGCCAAGAAAGGGCCCAUGCCGAGAGGGAAGAGCCUGAGGAGCCGUCGAGUGCAGAGAGGACUGCCGGAGGGAGAGGAAUCGGGCUGCAAGGCCCCAGACCUGCCCAAGGACCUUUCACUGCCAGAGCCCUGCACAGGGCAGCCCCAGGGCCACACGGAAGGGGCCGGCGCCCCCGGCCAGCUGGGCCCGGCCGGGAGGGUCGUGGCCGAGGGGCUGCCCAGGAUGUGCACCCGCUCCUUUACCGCCCUCAAUGAGCCCCGAACCCCUGGCUCCCACCCACCGAGCCUAACCGGGGCGUCCUCUCAACCCGAGAAGUUGGGGACAAAACAGAGAGCCAGUUUCAAGUCUGGGAAGAGAGCGGGAAAACUGUCCCCUAAGGUGGCUUCUAGUCCCAGUGACCCCGCGGCUCUGCCCGUGCCCAGCCUAGCCCAAGAGAACAGCUCCAUGGGGCCGAAGCUGAAGGACGCCGAGUCCCCGGACACCCCAGCAAAGGACCAGAGAUCCAUGAUCCUCCGGUCUCGGACCAAAGCCCAGGAGCUCUUUCACCCCAAGCGGAGGAGGCCGACGGAAGGGAGGCUGCCAAACUGCAAAACUGCCAAGAAACUCAUUCCUAAUAACCACCUACCACCCAGCUUCAAGAUGCCUGGCAGUGCCCAGAAAGAGGGGAAAGCAAGCCGGAGGGUGAAGCUCCCCAAACCUGCGCCUAGUGUGGGAGGCAAGCUGCCAGAGCGCCAGCUGCACUCCCUGAAGAGGAAGUCCACCUUCAUGUCUCCCAUCCCAGCCAAGAAGAGGAAUCUGAUUCUCCGCAGCGGGGGCAGCCCGGGGAGCAUCAAGGAGGAGAAGGCCGAGCCUUCUUCCCCCAGCCUCUUCAAGAGGAUCUCCAGCCCCAAAAAAGCCAAGGCCGCCAAGGGCGCCUGCGAGCCCGCCCUGAAAGCCCCUCCUCCAGAGACCCCCAACGUCUGCAUCAAAAUCACCUCCCGGGCCGCCUUCCAGGGAGCCAUGAAGACCAAGGUCCUGCCUCCCCGCAAGGGCCGAGGCCUGAAGUUGGAAGCCAUCGUGCAGAAGAUCACCUCUCCCAGCCUAAAGAAGUUUGCAUGCAAAACAGCCACGGCGGCGGCGGCGGCAGCGGCGGCGGCGGCGGCAGCGGCGGCGGCCGCCGCAGCAGUGGUGGCUCCGACCCACAGCAAUCCUCUGAGCCCGUCCCUCCCGGAGAAGGAGAGGGCCCUAAAGAAGGCCGGGGCCGGUCCGGCCGCGGGAGACGCCAGGCCCCUCAACCCCGGCCUGGCUCAGAAGCCUCCCGCGGCCCCCGGAGCCGAGCAAUUAUGCAGAAAUGCCAACAACAGAUCCUUAAAAGGGAAACUCAUGAACAGUAAGAAACUGGCCUCCGACUGCUUCAAGGGUGAGGCCUGUUCAUCUCCGGAGACACCGCAGCAGCAGCAGGAGGAGCAGCCCCAGCAGCCGCCCGGCGGCGGGGAGGCUGCGAAGAGUCUCGGCCUGGUGACCAAGAAGAGGAGCCGGAAGGGGAAGGCGGCCGCCCUGGGCCUGGCCAAGCUGCCCCUGGAGAAGCGAGCCCAUCUGGCGCCCGGCCUGCUGCUGGCCUCCAGGGAGAGGGCGGCCGCGGGGGGAGGCCUGGCCGAGGCUGGGGAGGACGGGGAAGGGGGAGGAGGGAAGAAAGGCGGCCUGGAGGACAAAGGCCUCGGCGCAGAGUCCUCGGAGGGCCGGGCCUCGCAGCCGCAGACCCGGGCCCAGAAGCAGCCCGCCGGCCAGGCCAGCUACAACGGCGGCUACUCCAAGCGGCAGCGCAAACGGCUCACUCGAGGCAAGGCCAAGAACGUGGCCUCCCAGUGCAAGAGCCGGGCCAAAAGGCGAAGGCAGCAGCAGCACGCGCCCCCCCUGGACCCCGCCGAGCCCGAGAUCCGCCUCAAGUAUAUUUCCUGCAAAAGGCUUCGGACUGAUAGCAGGGCCCCGCCCUUCUCCCCCUAUGUCAGGGUGGAGAAGAAGGAUGAGUUCACUACCACCUGUACUGUGGUCAACUCCCCUGGGGAAGAGCCCAAGCCCCGAAAGGAGAAGCCUUCCUCCUCUUCUUCCUCCUCCUCCUCCUCCUCCUCUUCCUCCUCCUCCUCCUCCUCCUCCUCCUCGUCCUCCUCCUCAGCUGCCUCCCCUACCACCUCCUCCUCUGCCCUGGCCACCCUCCCCGGGGGGGCCUCCCUCCAGGCCCGGGCCGUGCUGCCCCUCUCCUCCACCAUGCACCUGGGGCCCGUGGUCUCCAAGACCCUGAGCGCGGCCUGCCUGGUCUGCUGCCUCUGCCAAAACCCUGCCAACUACAAAGACCUGGGGGACCUCUGUGGGCCCUACUACCCCGAGGACUGCCUGCCCAAAAAGAAGUCCAGACUCAAGGAGAAAGCCAGGGCCGAGGGCCCGGGGGAGGAGGCGGCGCCCCCCCUGGAGAGAACACUGAGAGGCCUGGAGAGCCCCUGCCUGGCCGCCCCCGGGCCCGGGAAGCCGCCCAGGCCCGAGGCCCCCGCCGAGGCCGCCAAGCCCAGCUCCCUGAGGUCGAGCUCCCGGGGCCUCUACCGCAAGCUGCAGAGCUGCUACUGCUGCGACGAGCAGAGGACCGAAGACGAGGAGGCCCCGGCGGCCGACAAGCCCAGGAAGCACGAGUGCAGCAAGGGCGAGGCCCCCGCGGAGCCGAGCGGAGACACGCAGGAGCACUGGGUGCACGAGGGCUGCGCCAUAUGGACGGCCGGCGUCUACCUGGUGGCCGGGAAGCUGUUCGGCCUGCAGGAGGCCAUGAAGACCGCGGCAGACGUGAGAUGUUCCAGCUGUCAGCAAGUAGGUGCCACCCUUGGCUGCUGCCACAAAGGAUGCCCUCAAACCUACCACUACGCAUGUGCCAGUGACACAGAGGCAGCUGUUGUAAUCUACCCUCCUGGGUCUUACCUCCUCCAUCUGGACAGGAGAUGGCGCCAAGCCUGGGCCCACUUCUCACCUGGAGCUGUGACCAGGACCACCCAGAUCGGCAAGGAAGAGAGGAACAGGACCCUUCCUCCCCUUUGAUCUGCUGACCUAACCAGAGGCCCUUUCUUUCUGAAUGUUCUCAUCUGCUUAUGGCUAGAGUCCCGUCCACCUCCUGGGUCUCCUCCCUGCAAAGAACCACUCCUCAGAGCUGACCCAGGCUUGCUGACCAAUAGGAUCCAGGCCCUGGAUUUGUGGAUCUGGGAUCCGUCAGACAAGACAGUCCUUACACCAUAUCCCUCCCCUGGUAGGGAAGUGUUCUAGGCCUCUCUCACCGGGUGACAGAUAGAUUGCACAGGGACAGGUGGUGGGAAAGGGGAGCCGGGACAGGGUCUGGGAGUGCAGCAGUGGGGGUGCUUUGUGUCAAGCUUAGAUCCUUUUCCUAGCGCUCUCUUGCCCGCUCCUGACCCUGCCGGCUCCUGGGGGGGCACGGCCUGGUACUUGGAGGCCUAAGAGGCCAGGUCUGACUUUGCCUUUGCUCCCUGCCCAACUGCACUGCAGCCCCUGCCCAGGGUGGGUCCAUUGGCCCUCGAUGGAGAAACGGCCCCGGACUCUUCCUGCCUGGUAAGCUGCAUCCGCAUUCAGUCCUAGAGAAAUAGAGACCGUUUCCAGCCCAGGGGGUGGCCGGAGGGAGAGUGCAGAAUGUGGAGCUAGUGGCCUAAAGGGACUGUCCACUCUUCCCUCCAUCACCUCUUCCACCCGGCAGGCGAAGAGGAGGGGAAGUAAGAACAAGGCUGGUGUGAGCUGGACUGAGACGUGUGUAAUUUCUCGGAAGUUGUGGGGGGGCGUCCCCCAUCACUGCUGUCCACAUGGUACUUUCCCUUUCUUGCCCGCUAUAUUCCCAGUAGGAUGGAUCCGGGCCACCCAAGUGUCUGCUACUGUUUGGUGGGGGAAGGUGUCUGAGUGCGAGCAGGGUUGGAAGAAGGCAACUUUUUGCAUGCCCAGUGCAAACCCUGGUUAUGUUAGUUUAGUUGAAGAAAUGUAAAGUCUUUGGAAACCCCCGGGGCCCUCGGAGUAGCCCCAGGGCAGAGCCCUAUUCCUGGUAGAAGCCUGGGAGCAGGUGCAGUGAGGAGCCACGGAGGGGCUUGUGGCCGAGUCCUCCAGCUCUGGCUUGGGGGGUGGGGGGCCUGGAGGCGGAGACGCAGCCCCCGGCUUUCAGAUCAGUGACCCAAGCCUUUGGGAACAGCUUGGCCCGCAGGGCUGGUUUCCGGCUCUCCAUGGAGCCUGGCUUGAUGAAGGAGGAAUCCCGGCACUCCCAGAUCUUCAGGUAGGGAAGAGAAUCUGCUUUUUAAGUCAGUCUUCCCUGGUGAGGCUUGAUCAGAGACCCUGCUCUUUUGCUGACCAUCUGACUCGGUUUCCUCAUCUGUAAAAUGAUGGGCUGGACUAAGUGAUUUCUGCGAGGUCCCUCCCGGCUGGGUCCCCUCCGCCUCCCGAAGGAGCAGCGGUUCCAGGCCAGGAGACAGGCCCCGGCCCGGGCAGAGCUGUGCAGCCGCUCCCCGUGUUGGCUGUCCCAGUGCCCCCUUUUAGCCCCCGAUGCCGAGCUCCCUGGUUUUCGUGGACUCGCGGCUCUCAGCCUUGCUCCUGUGUGUUGUGCCCCCUCCCCUGGCAGUGCCAACCCCGGGUCCAGCCCCGUCCCCGGCCCCCCAGGAAGGGUGGGAGGGCCUGCAGAGAAGCCGGGCUCGGCCAGGAGGAGGCUGGGGCGGGGCGGGGCUUCUGUGUAUAUAUAUACACGUGUAUAUAUAUAUGUGUACACACACACUAGUGACACCGCGGCGCAUUUAUAUAGAGCUGUCCACCCUCCUAGUGCUAUCUACGCAUGUGUGUGUUUGGCUCGCCCACAUAUAUCUGCAGUCUGUGCGUGAGGGGGCUCGUCCUCAGGAGGGCCGGUGGGACGGCAGGCGGCCGGAAAACAGAUAUAUCAUGUGUAUAAAAUAUAUAUGUACUGUUCUAUAUAUAUAUGUUAUAUAUAAUGUAUAUAUGUUUGAGACGUGCUCGCUCUUGUUCACCACAUUGGUUCCACCGCAAGCAGCAACCUCAGUCCUCAGGACUCCUGCCCAACGCCCCUCCCCCCCUCGGACGCCCCCCACCCUCACCCGGAGCUGGCAUCGUAUCACGGAGACCCCCCAACCGGCCCAGGCAGGAAGCCCAGACGCGCAAGCCCCGCCUACUGCAUCCGUCCGUCCGUCCGUGCGUGGUCCUCGCUCCGUCUGUCCCUCCGCUUAGCCCGGCCCGCCCGGCCCGCCCGGCUGACAAGCUCACUCUGGACUCUGGAGAUGGCCUUCCAGGGCCACUGGGGGGCGCCUCACUUAGCUCCCGACUGUCUUAGUGGCAUCAUGUACAUAUGACUGUAAAAUGGUAAACCGUGUGUAUUAUAUAUUGCCUCAUUAUAUAGUGUAUAUAUAUGUAUACAUAUACAUAUAUAUAAUAUAUAUGAAGACUGUAAAUGUUAAGACUAGUGUUCUUAUUAGUAUAUUGCUUCACACUGAAGAUUGUGUGUUAACGAGCUGUUUCUAAAAGAUGUUUAUUUUCCUUAAGAGUAAAAAAAGAAAAAAAACAGGUCAUUGCAUUAAAAAAACCGUCAAUAAAGAUACAACAAUUGUUUUGGAA
This is a messenger RNA of Antechinus flavipes (yellow-footed antechinus), 10918 nucleotides long. It is a transcript of the gene RAI1, whose product is annotated as retinoic acid induced 1. Gene Ontology annotation, biological process: regulation of transcription by RNA polymerase II; circadian regulation of gene expression. Bases 2270 to 8353 code for a protein of 2027 amino acids. Gene Ontology annotation, cellular component: nucleus. The transcript has 6 exons. Lineage: Eukaryota; Metazoa; Chordata; Mammalia; Dasyuromorphia; Dasyuridae. The record is from RefSeq and is a predicted model, not a curated record.